AUGCCGCUGCAGCCGCGGCUGCUCCGCACCUACUCACGGCGCGCUGGGUACCUGCGCCCGCUGCCGCCGCCCGACCGGUGGAUCUCACCGCCGCAGAACCGCAAGCGCCUCUUCAGCUCGACCUCCAGCGCCCCCUCCUCUUCCAUCGCCAGCUGCAGCCUCUCGGACGACCCCGACUUCUCGCCGCCCGGCAAGCGCCGCCCGCAGGCCUUGGGUAAGCGCCCCUCCUGUGCCAGGCGGCUGCGGGCCCGCAGGAAGGAGAACCGGGAACCAGAGAACUUGGGGCAGGAGCAGGAGGUUCGGGGCCGAGGGAAGGAGAACCGGGAACCGGCGGGGAAGAAGAAUAAGUGGAAGCAGGGGAAGAAGCCGCGCGGCCGCACAGAGGAGCCCCGGGGGUCACCGCCGUCGCUGUCCUCGCCCUCACCGUGCCCGUCCCCGCCGCGCGGUUCGCGGCUCCGCCGGCAGGGCCCGCUGUGCGCGGCUCGGCGGCCGCUGCUGUGCAGCACCCCGCAAUGGGCCCCGCCGCCCCGCCGCGGGCCGCUGCUGCUGCUCAGCUCCACCGCCGACAGCGGGGACAACCCCUCGCCCCACCGCCGCCGCCGCCGGCGGCACGGCCCGCCCGUGCGCCUCAGCGCGCUCCUGCUCAGCACCACCAUCGAGGGCGGCUCGAGGCUGAGCGACUCCCCCCCGCCGCACAGCUCGCCCGAGGGGCGCUCCGGGCAGCACCAGCUGGGCGCCGGUGAGGACGUGCCUGAGUGGUUCCGACCAAAAGGUUUGGCUCGGAGCUGUGAGCCCGAGCCGGGGCUGCGGGGGUCCCGCCGUGUUCUGAGGUCGACGGUGCGGGGAUCCUGCCGGGUAAAAGCUCUCCCGUCCCCGCAGGAAGCCCCGAGCCCUCCUCGGGAAGCGCUGCCGCCUGCUGAGGGUGAGCCACAGCCCCCUGCGCCCUGUGACAGUGGCACUUGUGAGGAGCCCGCUGGGGUGGUUCCGUCUCCUCUCACGAGAGAUUCGGCCAAAAGAAGCUCGAGAUGUCACAGAGACCUAGGCAAAGAGUACCAGCUUGUGCCAGUGGUGGUCGUGGAGCCUCUGGAAGUGGCAAUGAAAAUAAAGAGCAUGAAACUCAACAAGCUGGCUGAUGUUCAACCUGCCUGCCUGCAGCCAGGAUCUCCUGUGGGCCGCCAAGGAAUCUUGGAGAAUGGACACAAAAGGACCAAGGGUGUCCCUGGGGAGGGCAGCACCUGCAGGAAAGCUUGUAUCAGUGGCUUCAGUGCCAGCCGCUGGGGCAGGCACACCAGGCUCCGUCCAAGAAGGCACAAGAACAAGAGACAGCAGCAGCCAAGUAACUCCAUUUUCAGACUCCAGACGAGACAAAAACGAACUCGGAAGGGAGCUCUGGAGAUGUCUGUACGUGUCAGAGACAAUGACUAUUCACUCAAUAGCUCUUAUUCCUGGGCUAGAGUUCGGGCGUCUCUGUCUUUCCAUAAAAAGAAGAAAGUGACCACAGAUGAGAGUUUCUGCAGAAGCAUGCUCUGUACCCCUUCAGGGAAAUCCCAGCUUUCAGGGUACCAAGCCAGCCUGUCUGCUGGUAAAGCUCAGGGCUGCUCCUGGUUUGCUUCCUCCAUGGUCCUGCUGACUUCCAAGGAUUCCUCCUCUGCCCUGGAGCUGCUCCUUACAGACGCAGAGAAAGUGUUUGGAGAAUGCAACCAGGAGGGGCCUAUUGCUUUUGAGGAAUGCAUUCCCUUAAAUAAGAUGAAAGAUUGCAAGAAAAUUGGAGAAGGGGUGUUUGGAGAGGUGUUCCAGAUUGACAGUGAGAGAGGACCUGUGGCCUUAAAAAUAAUCCCCAUUGAGGGGACUGAAAAAGUAAAUGGUGAGGCUCAGAAGAGCUUUGGGGAGAUUCUGCCUGAGGUAAUAAUUUCAAAAGAACUCAGUUUUCUGUCUGAGGGCUCUGUGAACAGAACUGUGGGGUUCAUCAGCCUGUACUCUGUGCACUGUGUCCAAGGGGCCUAUCCCAGGUAUCUCCUCAAAGCCUGGGACAAAUUCCACAAAGAAACAGGUUCAGAAAACGACCGGCCAGACAUUUUUGGGGCCCAGCAGCUCUUCAUGGUACUGGAGUUUGAAUUUGGAGGCAGUGACUUGGAGCACAUGAAUGGCAGAAUCUCCUCAGUGACAUCAGCCAGGAGCAUUUUGCACCAGGUCACGGCGUCCCUGGCUGUGGCAGAGCAAGAGCUGCACUUUGAGCACAGGGACCUGCACUGGGGGAACGUGCUGGUCAAAAGAACAGAGGUGAAAGAGCUUCAGUAUGUGCUGAAUGGAGAAACACACUCCAUCCCCACAGCUGGGCUCCACGUCAACAUCAUUGACUACACCCUGUCCAGGCUGGAGAAGGAUGGGCUGACCGUGUUCUGUGACCUCUCCACGGACCAGGAGCUCUUCCAAGGCACUGGGGACUACCAGUUUGACAUCUACAGGCAGAUGAAAGAGGAGAACUCCAACAACUGGACUGACUAUCACCCACACAGCAAUGUCCUCUGGCUGCACUACCUGGCUGAUAAACUUUUGAAAGGCAUGACCUACAAGAAGAAGGCAUCAACUCCCGCCCUGAAGAAAAUCAAGAUGCAGCUCAACAAGUUCCACAAGGAAGUGCUGAGCUUUGGGUCUGCCCAUGAUGUUCUGCACCACAGCAGCCUCUUCCAGUGAGCAGGAGUCCAAGGACUGAGCCACUGGUGCUGCCUUUCUCCUCUGCUUUUUGUAUGUGUUGGCACAAUGAAGUUU
This is a messenger RNA of Cinclus cinclus, 2769 nucleotides long. RefSeq names its product histone H3 associated protein kinase (gene HASPIN). The coding region runs from base 1 to 2694 and encodes 897 amino acids. The transcript has a single exon. Gene Ontology annotation, biological process: mitotic cell cycle; intracellular signal transduction; protein phosphorylation. The record is from RefSeq and is a predicted model, not a curated record. Lineage: Eukaryota; Metazoa; Chordata; Aves; Passeriformes; Cinclidae. Gene Ontology annotation, cellular component: cytoplasm; nucleus. Gene Ontology annotation, molecular function: ATP binding; histone H3T3 kinase activity.